UCGAAGGAUGAUGGUCCCAGUCCUGGCCGCACUGCUCCUGGUGCUGGUGCUCCUCUCCUUCUGGAGACGGGCAAAGGGGAAAGCAGAGUCCAGGCCCAAGUACCCUAGGAGCCUGCCCUCCCUGCCCAUCAUCGGGAGCCUGCUACAUCUGGGCGGUAAUCCCCAGCUCCACCUCCUAUUCCACAGCCUGCAGAAGAAAUACGGCAGCCUCUACUCCCUGAAGAUGGGCUCCCACUACAUGGUGGUGGUGAGCCACUACCGGCAUGCCAAGGAGGUGCUGAAAAAGGGAAAUACUUUUGCCGGCCGGCCCCACACUGUGACCACGGACAUGCUGACCAGGGACGGCAAAGACAUCGCCUUCGCCAGCUACAGCCCGCUCUGGAAAUUCCAGCGUAAGCAGGUGCACGCGGCACUCUCCGUGUUCAGAAAAGGGACGCUGGCCCUAGAGAAAAUCAUCUACCGGGAAGCUGCCUCCCUGUGCGAGACUCUCAGGACUUCGCAGGACACCUUCCUGGACAUAGCUCCGGAGUUCAGCCGAGCCAUCACCAAUGUGAUGUGCUCUCUGUGCUUCAGCUCCUGCUACAAGCGAGAGGAUCCCGACUUCGAGGCCACGCUGCAAUAUAGUCAAGGCAUCGUGGACACGGUGGGCCAAGAGAGCCUGGUGGACAUCUUCCCCUGUCUGCAGGUUUUUCCCAACAAGGACCUGGCGUUGCUGAAGAGGUGCGUGGAGGUCAGAGACCGGCUGCUGCAGAAGCAGUUCAAGGAACACAAGGAAGCACUGGGCAGCGACUCGGCCAACGACCUGAUGGAUGCGCUGCUGCGCGCCCAGCUCAACUUGGAGAACAACAACAGCCGGCUGGCCCAGCCGCUGGAGCUGACGGACGACCACCUCCUCAUGACCGUGGCCGACAUCUUCGGGGCGGGCGUCGAGACCACCAGCACCGGGCUCAAGUGGGCUGUGCUCUACCUGCUCCACUACCCAGAGGUGCAGAGGAAGAUCCAGGAGGAACUGGAUCAGAAGAUCGGCUUCGAGAGACACCCCCAGCUUAGCGACAGGCAGCAGCUACCCUAUCUGGAGGCCACUAUCAGCGAGGUCCUGCGCAUCCGGCCUAUCUCCCCUCUGCUGAUCCCACAUGUGGCCCUUACGGACGCCAGCAUCGGGGAAUACACCAUCCCAAAGGGAGCCCAGGUCAUCAUCAACAUCUGGUCCCUUCACCACGAUGAGAAGGAAUGGGACAAACCAGAAGAGUUUAACCCAGGUCGCUUCCUGGACGAGCGGGGCAAUCGGCUCUACUCCCCCUCACCCAGUUACCUGCCCUUCGGAGCCGGGAUCCGGGUGUGCCUAGGAGAACGCUUGGCUAAGAUGGAGCUCUUCCUCUUCCUGGCCUGGAUCCUGCAGCGGUUCACCCUGGAGGCCCUGCCGGGCCAGUCGCUGCCCUCGCUGGAGGGCAAGUUCGGCGUGGUACUCCAAGUGCAGCCAUUCAAGAUGGGAAAACCAAGGCACCGGGAGACUGAGGCAGAGCAGAGCAUUUAAUCCGCUUCUCCUGAGUCCCAGGCUGGGGCUCUAACCAGUAGGCCAGCCUUCCUCUUUCCUACAGCUUGUGCUCCUGUCUGCUUGCGGCCAUAAAAGGUUGACAAAAAUAGCUCUGGUGUGCCAAGCAAGUUCCGACAUAGGUAACUACAUUCUGUCUCUCCGUUUGCCUUGCUGUCCUAAUUAGGCAUGUCAGGUUGCCGUGUGCCGGUAGACAUUCACCAUGUUCCACCCAAAGGUCGGUGCUUUCAGUUCUAGGAGCAUGACUUUGGUCCACAUUGUUUAUAUCACAGUAGCACCCAGCAGCGAUCAAGGCCCCGUUGAGCUCCAGACAAUCCCUAAGUUCUCGCACUGGCAGCAUUAGCCCCAAUUUACAUAUGGUAACUAAGGCACUGGGAGAUUAAGUGACUUGGCCAAGAGUCCACUGGAAGAGUGUGGUAGAGCUGGGAAUCAAAACCAUCUCUGCCCAUUGCUGGGCGGGAGUUUUAGCCACGAGCCCAUCCUUGCCCCCUGUAAAGUGUGUUGCUAUAUAAAUAAAUGGUAUUAUCACCUAUCUGCUGGUGCCUUUUAACAUUUACCCUGCAGCGAGCUGGCAUUUUCACUGUCUAUGGUUUUAUGAUCCGCAGCUAUUCAGCAAUCUGGCUGGAUUACAGCAUGUCCUCAGUGAUUGGGAUAACCUUUUACUAGAGUAAAGAGUCUGUGUUUGCUCUCGCCGUAAAAACCAGACUAUACAAGAGGGAGCCAUGCAAUUAGAUUCCCUCCCCACCCCCAUUACCUGAGCUCUUAAUAUUUAACUAAAUAGCAACAAGGCAACAACUUAGAACUAGAAAAAAAAAACCGAAAACCCCAGUGGCAGCAGAGGGAACAUAGAAAGAAAUGAGCUCUUCCCCUGUAUUCAAAAACAGGAGCUGGUAUGAAAUAAACAACAAACCCACACAGAUUCUCCCCUCUCCCCCGACUCCCAUGUGACUUUUGGGAUACUGACACAAUGUUACCCCAAUGAAACCAGAAUGAUUUUGUUAGUGUUGGA
This is a messenger RNA of Gopherus evgoodei (Goodes thornscrub tortoise), 2561 nucleotides long. Its product is annotated as steroid 17-alpha-hydroxylase/17,20 lyase. Gene Ontology annotation, molecular function: heme binding; iron ion binding; steroid 17-alpha-monooxygenase activity. Gene Ontology annotation, biological process: hormone biosynthetic process; progesterone metabolic process. The record is from RefSeq and is a predicted model, not a curated record. The transcript is spliced from 9 exons. The coding region runs from base 8 to 1534 and encodes 508 amino acids. NCBI's taxonomy places the organism in Eukaryota, Metazoa, Chordata, Testudines, Testudinidae.